Fimicolochytrium jonesii is the source of this 1183-nucleotide messenger RNA. RefSeq lists its product as uncharacterized. The transcript has 3 exons. Bases 148 to 1068 code for a protein of 306 amino acids. The record is from RefSeq and is a predicted model, not a curated record. NCBI's taxonomy places the organism in Eukaryota, Fungi, Chytridiomycota, Chytridiomycetes, Spizellomycetales, Powellomycetaceae.
CACAAACCACUCUUGCACCUUACUGUUGCGAUCUGCCACAACAGCCUCUAUGAUGUCCUUGGUGAUGGCAACGCAGUUCGGGCGCACUGCUCCGGUGACGGCAACAACCGCAAGAGUGGCUGGCAAGGGGUGGUGUAACCGGCGUUGAUGUCGCAUGGGAAAGAACCUCAGUUAGGGUUACAUGCGCGAGUAACAGCCACAAGGGUUAGGCCAGCCUCAAACCGCGCCCCGGACUCGUCGAAGGAACAGGCCUAUUUUCAUAGAGCAAAGCAGGAGAAGAUCUCCAACGACGGCGGGGCAACGUGGGUCUCUCUCGAGGACGGGGUGAGAGACGUUGGUAUAAACGUUGGCACCUAUCCCGCGCCGAAUGAGCUGAAAGGCUCGGACGGCUGGGCCGUCCUUGAAGCAAAUGGGCUUUUCGUGCGGAUACCCUUCGGCUCCCUAUCCGAUAGGGCGUCCACGCUCUGGUCCACGCUACUAGCACCAUUCGUCCAUCCCGAAGAGCACGACAGAGGCUCCCUCCGUGGUCGUUCGGAAUUGGAUGCCGCUGAGAGAAAGCUUCUGCAAGAUGCGUUGGACGCACCAAAAGGGUACUUCGGCCAACCGUGGGCCCGGUUCAGGCAAGAACCUGCCUACCGCCGCUUCUUCAAUCACGUCCUUGAUUAUUUUCUGGAGGACUCUGAUUUUGACACUGUUGAAAUGAGCCAGGCGCAGUUUCCGUUUGGGUGCGUACUGGGGACUCGCAAAUGUUUACCCGACGUCGCAGUCUACGGCAAGACGACGACGCAUGCUCUCGGCGAUCCCGCGUUUCGCCCCUCGUGUCUAGUUGGGGAGUACAAGGGAGACGUGGACCCGGCCACGGCUGAACCACAACUGGCAAUGUAUCUUGCUGGAGAAGCAAUUGUGUUGUUAAGUGUGGGGAUCUCUUAUGAUGACAUAUGCGCCAUUGGCUUCGCCCUUGGUUCAAAGCGCGUCAUCUUCUCCGCUAUGACCUUCCGACGGCAUCCGGACGACGCAAGCUGCAACUCGUCUAUACCCGAGUGCUCACUUGCGUGCCCGUUGACCUAGAAAGCCGGCAAGUGGCGACUUCCGUUGGGUGCCUCCGCAUCGCCGUGAAGCGCUAUGCGUCCCAACUGCAAGCGCUUCUUCGAGAUCAUGCCCACAGCUUCAAGCUUAAGGCAGC